Molecule: messenger RNA, 2990 nt
Organism: Jaculus jaculus (lesser Egyptian jerboa)
Lineage: Eukaryota; Metazoa; Chordata; Mammalia; Rodentia; Dipodidae
Gene: Ccnd1
Product: cyclin D1
Exons: 5
Coding region: 88-975 (295 amino acids)
Biological process (GO): positive regulation of G1/S transition of mitotic cell cycle; regulation of cyclin-dependent protein serine/threonine kinase activity; mitotic cell cycle phase transition
Cellular component (GO): nucleus; cytoplasm; cyclin-dependent protein kinase holoenzyme complex
Molecular function (GO): cyclin-dependent protein serine/threonine kinase regulator activity
Source: RefSeq, a predicted model, not a curated record
GCGGGGCAGCGAGAAGCCGAGACGAGCGCGGACCGAGCCCGGACGCACAGCCCUCUUCUCCCAGGCGGCCCCAGCCCAGCCCCAGCCAUGGAACACCAGCUCUUGUGCUGCGAAGUGGAGACCAUCCGCCGCGCGUACCCCGACACCAACCUCCUCAACGACCGGGUGCUGCGAGCCAUGCUGAAGGCGGAGGAGACCUGCGCGCCCUCGGUGUCCUACUUCAAGUGCGUGCAGAAGGAGAUCGUGCCGUCCAUGCGGAAGAUCGUGGCCACCUGGAUGCUGGAGGUCUGCGAGGAGCAGAAGUGCGAGGAGGAGGUCUUCCCUCUGGCAAUGAACUACCUGGACCGUUUCCUGUCGCUGGAGCCCCUGAAGAAGAGCCGCCUGCAGCUGCUGGGGGCCACCUGCAUGUUUGUGGCCUCCAAGAUGAAGGAGACCAUCCCCCUGACGGCCGAGAAAUUGUGCAUCUACACUGACAAUUCCAUCCGGCCCGACGAGCUGCUGCAAAUGGAAUUGCUUCUAGUGAACAAACUCAAGUGGAACCUGGCCGCCAUGACCCCCCACGAUUUCAUCGAACAUUUCCUCUCCAAAAUGCCGGAGGCAGACGAGAAUAAACACAUCAUCCGCAAGCAUGCGCAGACCUUCGUGGCCCUCUGUGCCACAGAUGUGAAGUUCAUUUCCAACCCACCCUCCAUGGUGGCUGCUGGGAGCGUGGUGGCCGCAGUUCAGGGCCUGCACCUAGGCAGCCCCAACAACUUCCUGUCCUGUUACCGCCUGACACACUUUCUCUCAAGAGUGAUCAAGUGUGACCCGGACUGCCUUCGUGCUUGCCAAGAGCAGAUUGAAGCCCUUUUGGAGUCCAGCCUGCGCCAGGCCCAGCAGAACCUGGACCCCAAGGCCACAGAGGAGGAGGAAGAGCAGGAGGAAGAGGCUGAUCUGGCCUGCACACCCACUGACGUGCGGGACGUGGACAUCUGAGGGCACUGGGCAGGCGGGUGCCACAGAGCAAGGGCAGCCCGCAGAGUGUGAGGAGUUGUCCUGUGCGCUCCUGUCAGAGUCCCUCUUGGGGACAUUUCCUUACCGGAAGGGAAACUUGUUCUCUUUGGGUUUUUUUUUUUUUCUUUUUGUUUUUGUUUUUUCCUUUGCUCUUUUUCUUCUUUGUCUCUGAUUUAAGCAAAAGAGAAAAAAAAUUACAGGAAAACUAUCUUUAAAAAGAGAGAGAGAAACAAAAAGAAAUAGAACUUGCAUAACCCCAGUGAGGGGAGGGGGUUAUGCUACAAAAAAAAUAGAGGAUUUUAUACCCCAGUAAUCAACUAGUUUUCUAUUAAUGUACUUGUCUCUAAGAAUAGGAUUAACACCAGGAUAUCUCUGGAAGGUUUAGAUUCUGUGUUUAAAAAAAAAAACAAAAAGCCUAAAAAUAAUGCUUUAAAAAAAAAAGCAAAGAAAAACUGAGCAAACCAUUUUUAAAGUAGAAGAGGGUUUUAGGUAGGAACAUAUAUUCUGCUUUCCCGAAAAGCACAGCUUUGGGGUGGCUCUAGGCCAACCCCCCCUUCGCUUGCUCACUCGCGUGGUCACUCGCUGCCUGCCGUCUGUAUGUGUUAUCCCAUGGGUAGGUAGAUGUAUAACCUCUUCACCUUACUGAUGGUUGCUGCACCCUCUCUAGGGGUUGGCAUGGUGAAUGGCAUCUCCCAGGGCUCCUCUUCUGUGCCUCAGCUUGCAGGUUUGCAAAGUACCAGCCUCGCAGGAGCAGGAAGGGCCAGCCGCCCCAGCCCUGUGACACAACGCCCCCCGUAGAGAGGAGACAAUAAUAUAUUAUAUUUUUAUAAUCUUCCUAUUUUUGUAGUUCCCUGUUUAUGAGAUGCUGGUUUCACCCAAUGGCCCUGCAGCCUGCUCACAUCAGGUUCAUCCACAGCUACUUUUCCUUUUUGUGGUUGGUUUUUUUUUUUUUUUUUUUGGUUUUUUUUUUUUUGUGUGUGUGUCCUUUGUAUUCCAAAACCAUUCCAUUUCAAAGCACUUUUCGGUUCGGUCAGCUAGGCAGAGGCGAUCUCGAUGUUGGCAUUGUGUGGGGAGGGGCACGGGUUUUGAAUGGGAUGGUUUGGGAGGAGAAAACCCUGUGUUCUCACACUGCCAGGACCUGUCCCUUCCUGUCCCGUACAGAAUUGAGGUUUAUGGGGAUCCUCUGGUGCCACCUGGUGUUUGGAAGUAGGGACCAUGAAGGGUACCUAGAGAAUGAGUAGUUUCCAAGGUGACUUUUAGGUGUUUCGCGACAGAAGGUUUUUUUUAAACACUAAAAUAUGUAAUGUAUAGUUAAGGCUACAAAAAAAAAUAUUUAUUACAGAGGUUGUUCCUAUGGCCAGUAUGAUUUAUAAAGUAAUGCAAUCUCCUCUUGAUUUAGACACAUGCACCCCUUUCUGUCUUUGAUGUUGCAGGUCUGUAUCAUGUAUGCAAGAUCGGUCCCUUUAUGUGGAAUCUCAAAGCCACACAAAAAAACAAACAAACAAACAAACAUGGGUUUGACCUAUUCAGCUUUCCUCAGAGUGGCCGACCUGAGAGCUGUGCAAGCUUCAAGGAAAAUUUAGGGUUCCCAAAAUGAAUUCGGUUCUGACACAUUCUUAUCCCAUGCACCCAUCCCGUUUAACAAACAAACCUCGAGACAGUGGACGAUUUGCACAUCUGUAUCUGUUAGUUAGGGAGUAUCGAAGGGAGGUGUGAGGGCAUGAGCUGGAGAGAGGAUGUGAAGGAGAAGGUAUGGACAGGGGACUCCCGAGGGGACGGGGCAGUCACCACACGAGGGGACAGGCUGUGGCUCCGUUUCUUAUCGCGCUGCUACCGAUGACUUCCCGGCACAGUGGGAAACAGAUCCGCAUCGCUUCUGUGUAUCUUCCACGUUGUUUUGCUGCUAUCGGAGGGUCAGGUUUUGUUUUGUUUUGUUUUAUAAUGUCCUAUACUGCCAUGUUUAAUUGCCUCAUAGAAAUUAUACUACAGAUGCCCCC